AUGCUUCCCCCAAACUAACCCCUGCUCCAGAACCCACAAAUCUGUUCAUUUUAGAACCCUAAUUUGCAUACAGAUGUGACAGAUGUAUAUAUAUAUAAUUUAUACAUAUACAUGUAUAUAUACUCGCGGGACGAUUUAACUAUUCUUCUGGAACUUGAGGGAAGGAUUCUGCAAACUGAAUCAUCAUCCGCAUCUGCAUCUCCAUCCUCCUAGGGCUGCAUGAGAAGUCCGGUUGCGAAGCGGUGCUUCAAGAAGAAGUUGUUGAAGCAGCAGCAGUACAAGGAGCAAUCAUGGGCCUCGAUGUCGUUUCUCGCCCGCCACUCGGCCCUCUACUGCUUUCUCAAUCCUGUUCGUCUUCGUCGCCAUCGUCGUGGUCGCCACCGUUCCCACUGCGGCAUCGCUUCCCCGGUCGUCGACGGUUGAAUUCCCAGUUUGCCCCUCGCAGGUUGGAAGUUUUUUAUGCUAGAUGUUCAAUAACAGAAACUGAAGUACCCAAUCAUGUUCACACUGACAAAGAAGUCCAGAAUGAAUUUUCAUCCGCUGCAUCUAAUUGUUCAGUCCCAAUUGUUCAUAUAAAAUCUGAUAUCCUUGAGGUUGAAUCUUCAAAUUUGCUGGUUGAAGAUACUUAUUUUGACAAUCUGUUGACAACAUUGCCAGUCUUAUCGGAGGAGGAGCAGAAUGUCCUUGCUGCAACCCCUGCACAUCCAGCAGGAUUGUAUGCCUUGUAUGCUAGUUGUGUAGCUGGAAAUUUGGUGGAACAGCUCUGGAAUUUUGCAUGGCCUGCUGUUAUUGCAUUGCUUCAUCCAAGCCUUCUCCCAAUUGCAAUAAUGGGUUUCUUUGCUAAGCUUGCAGUAAUUGUUGGGGGCCCUUUUGUUGGUAAACUUUUGGAUCAUUUCCCUAGAGUACCUGCAUAUAUGUUUUUGUCAACUGUCCAGGUAGCUGCUCAGCUUUUAUCCGUUGCUAUGAUAGUCCAUGCCCAUAUGGUUCACCCAUCUGUGUCAUCCAUGGUUUCCCGCCCUUGGUUUGUUGUUUUAGUAUUAGCUGGGGCUGUCGAGAGGCUGUCUGGGUUGGCUCUGGGGGUUGCAGUGGAACGUGACUGGGUUGUGCUGUUAGCAGGAGCAAAUCGGCCUGUUGCUCUUGCACAGGCAAAUGCUACUCUUAGUCGAAUUGAUCUUCUCUGCGAGAUUGCUGGAGCAUCUCUAUUUGGCAUUCUCCUGUCUAAAUACAACCCUGUGACCUGCUUGAAGCUUGUUGCUGGUUUAAUGAUAUGGACACUUCCUGUUGCAGUUGGUCUCAUGUGGUUAACCAACAAACUUUCUAAAGGGGUUCUUGAUCGUCCUAAAUCUCCACAAGCAUGUUGCAGAAAUUCUACAGAAAGACCUUUGCUGGAUACUGAGAAUAUAGUGAAGAUGAGUGUGGAGGCUACCAAGCAUGGGUGGGUUGAAUACUUGCAGCAGCCUGUGCUCCCAGCAAGCCUAGCAUAUGUUCUUCUUUACUUCAAUGUUGUUCUUGCUCCUGGUGGAGUGAUGACAGCAUUCUUAACGCAGCAUGGUCUAACUCCAUCAAUAAUUGGGGGGUUUAGUGGAUUAUGUGCUUUCAUGGGUGUUGCAGCAACAUAUCUAUCCGCAAACAUGGUCAAACAGUUCGGAGUUUUAAAGGCUGGAGCAGUUGGACUGAUAUCACAGGCUAUACUUCUUACGAUUGCUGUUGCUGUUUAUUGGAGUGGAUCUCUUUCUGAGCGGACUCCACUCCUAUUCUUCUUGUGUUUGAUUGUAUUGUCAAGGUUGGGACACAUGUCAUAUGAUGUCAUCGGGGUGCAGAUUCUUCAAACUGGGAUCCCAGCAUCUAAAGCAAAUCUUAUUGCAGCAACAGAGGUUUCUGUUGCUAGCUUGGCAGAGUCUGCAAUGCUGGGAGUUGCAAUAAUUGCAAAUGAUGCUUCACAUUUUGGAUUCCUAGCAAUGUUAUCACUCCUAUCGGUAGUUGGAGCAGCAUGGUUAUUCUGCCGAUGGUUGGUGAAUCCUACAGAUGCACAAAGAAGACUUUUCUCUUUUGAUCCACAAUUUUGAUUUCUUACGUAAGUGUUCUAUACUGCAAUUCUUUCAUUUUGUAGCUUGGAGGCUUGGGGUUCCAACAUCAUAGGCGCUGAUGUUUAUAACCUGACAUUUAUUCUCUUUUAAUAUUUUUAGAGAUCUUAUAAUCUGUUUUCAA
This is a messenger RNA of Diospyros lotus (date-plum), 2208 nucleotides long. Its product is annotated as solute carrier family 40 member 3, chloroplastic-like. Gene Ontology annotation, cellular component: membrane. Gene Ontology annotation, molecular function: iron ion transmembrane transporter activity. NCBI's taxonomy places the organism in Eukaryota, Viridiplantae, Streptophyta, Magnoliopsida, Ericales, Ebenaceae. Gene Ontology annotation, biological process: iron ion transmembrane transport. The record is from RefSeq and is a predicted model, not a curated record.